Molecule: messenger RNA, 984 nt
Organism: Caenorhabditis sp. 36 PRJEB53466
Lineage: Eukaryota; Metazoa; Nematoda; Chromadorea; Rhabditida; Rhabditidae
Source: the annotation of a GenBank genome assembly
AUGUUUAGACUCGCGAUCGAACAACUUUCGAAGAAGCUGUUUUGCAGCACUUUCUCGUGGACCAGAACCCAAUCCAAUAUCGAGAAAAUCGUAUCCGUCGAAGGUAACGCAUUUUUCCGAGUGAGCCUUUCAUAAAAAAACGUAUACUUUCAGGUGCACUAGACUUUCCAGCAUGUGAGCUUCAAGCUACUGAACAUGCAGAAAUCACACAGGGUUCUCACAAACAGAAGUAAGAAAAGAAAAGACAAUCAACUUGAUAUCGAAACAAGAAAGUUGUUCACAGAUGCCUCCAGCAGCCAGUCCACUUUCCUUCUCAGAGUUCCUUUGGUUCGGAUCUAAGCCUCAUCUCGAAAUGCUCAGUAAUAUCCAUUGAUAAUGAUUAUUAAGAAAACAAUUCGCCUUUUCUUGAUUUUGAUUCAGUUGAAUAAAUUUAUUGAUGCCUAAACCAAUUGUUUCACUUUCUUUCUUUGAAGUUUGAUCUAAAACGGUGUAUGUGCCUCAUUAUCGUGUUUUAACAAAAUGAUUGGCGCUUUUCGACAGGAAUUAUUGGGCGGAGCUCCUAAAACACCGGUUCUGUGCCGUACCGUCUUAAUAUAAAAAGACUACUGAUCAAACGAAUGCAUUCUCUUCACAAUGUGUGAUUUUCUAGACUUUGAUUGCAGAGAGAAAGGUUAGUUAUGUUUCAACGGAUCCGCGACAUUUCGGAAUGUAGCGGAGCGGUUUGAAUACUCAUCUUUUAUUCAAUCUCUAUUUCAGAUCCGAGAAAGGAAACAUUUCGACAGGACGUGGUGGUAGGCGGAACACUGGUUGCAGUUCUUUGUGCAUGCGGUUUCUUAGCCUUCAUAGUCCUUUUCUUUAUAAAAUGUGUAAAGAUGAUUUGCAGAAGAAAAAAAGCCAAAAUCUCCGGGAAAAGGUUGGCUUCAAUAAUUGAUUUUCACUAGAAUAAUUGUAAUUUUUUCAGAACACAAACGGCACCGCUGGUAG